AUGGCCACAUUCCCCUACACGCUAAUCGCAUGUCCUUGCACAUCUUUCACUUCGCCCUCAGAUACCAACGCGUCGUCUAUAGAGGAUCCUGACGACGAUACGACCUUCAAUCCGCACCACGUUCGCGCAAACUUCUCGUUAUAUCCCUACGAGCAUCUGCUUUAUUGUGAUGAUUGCCACCAAAUCAGAUGUCCCAGAUGCUGGACCGAAGAGAUCAUGAAUUGGUUCUGUCCAAGCUGUCUCUUCGAGGUUCCGAGUAGCGUAGUCAAAAGCGAUGGUAACAGAUGUGCCAGAAACUGCUAUAACUGUCCAAUGUGCACCUCCCCUCUGUCAAUCAAUGGUCUGGAGCCUUCAGCAAAGGAUCAUCUGGCUCCUGCAGACCCUAAUCAACCGGCUGGUCCGUUUUUUCUGUCUUGUCCAUAUUGCGACUGGUCAUCGUUGGACGUUGGUAUACAGUUCAGCAAAGCAAACAAAAUCACCGAUCAGCUUGUCAGAAUGCGGCGUCAGGGAAAUCGUUCACCUUCGCCAAGCAGGACCAGAUCUACCAGGACAAGUCUUGCGCCCACAGCUGAGUUGUCUUCUGCAGAACCGGACUCGACUCCUCCUUCACAGCCAUCACAAGAUAGGUUUGCAACUUUGACUCGCUUCUACAAGGACCAAAUGGCAGAUUCAUCUGGUGCUGGUGCGAGCGGAUAUUCGGAUAACAGCACAUACAAUUCACCUGGUAAUCUGGCACGGAUCAUGAGCAUUUAUGGCGGUCUGUCCCACGCCGCCCUGAAGAAAGCCCGUGAAAAGCCACGACCUAUGCGCGAGGCCUUGGAUUCAACUGAAGGUCUUGAACUAUUAUCGCAACCAGCCAACGCUGAAUCUACAGCGCUGGAAAAGCUCCGGACCGAAGGGUAUGAAGCAACGACGACCCUUUCGCAACGAGUUAGCCAUCCGUACAACCAUCGUGUCCGCUUCAACGACCAUCUGUGGCCUAUUGCUACCCUUUUAAGAACUCGUCGCAGCAAAAGAUGUCGUACCUGUCGACAUAUCAUCGCACGACCAGAGCCAAAGAUGGGUAGCACUCGCUACAAGAUUCGUUUACUGGCACAGAACAACAUCCCUCGCUUAGCUCUUCGCCUUCUCUCACCCUCGGCCUCAUCAGCUCCUGUUUCUGCUUUUGCCCUCACUCCCGCAGCAUUACAGGCCCAGCACAACACCGAGUACGAGAAGUUGAGACCAGGAUUGCCAGUACAAUUCCUGCUCACUCUGACAAACCCGCUGUUCGAUCCUGUGCGGGUCACGCUAGCUACGCCUGCUACUACGCCUGGCAACGUGGCAUCUCGAGUCACAGUCCUCUGUCCCACCUUCCCCAUAGGUGCUGCUAGCGAUAUGUGGGAUCCAGAUGCUAUCUCGAGCGGCACAGCAAAGGAUCAAUCUUCCGAAGAUAGGCAGCCUGAAGCGGGAAAGGUGUGGGAAAGGGGUCGCAAUUGGACAACGGUGGUCGUAGAGGUUGUACCCGGCAGACUGGACAAAAAGGCAGGAAGCACGACAGAAAAGACCAACAGCGAUGAGAGCAAUGGAUCUGACGAUGAAGUGCUCGAGAUACCGGUAUUUGUACGUGUGGAGUGGGAGGCAGAAGUCACGGCUGAAGACGCUGCUGCAACAGGGGCAGCGAAGGGCACCAAAGAGAGUAGAGAAAUUGCUUUCUGGAGCGUUCUGGGGGCAGGCAAGAUUGCUGAACCAUAA
This is a messenger RNA of Aureobasidium subglaciale EXF-2481, 1734 nucleotides long. RefSeq lists its product as uncharacterized. The coding region runs from base 1 to 1734 and encodes 577 amino acids. Gene Ontology annotation, cellular component: dynactin complex. NCBI's taxonomy places the organism in Eukaryota, Fungi, Ascomycota, Dothideomycetes, Dothideales, Saccotheciaceae. The record is from RefSeq and is a predicted model, not a curated record. The transcript has 2 exons.